AUGGCUUACGUCGACCUCUCCCAACGGGACAUCAACGUCCUCGAGAAAAUCAAGGACCCGGAGUUCGACCCAUCGCUCGUAGCCCAGGUUGAUCCCGCUCUGCCCAAGGACCCCCACGUCUCGGAUCCGACCAAAUAUCAGGACGUGUCCCAGCAAGAACGCGACAUCAUCCUGACCCUCCAGAAGGCCGAAAUGCAAAACGCAAAACAGCAAGCCGGGCAGAAGCCGGGAACAAGCCUUGUGGAUGAAUACCACAACAGCGUGUCCAAGCUGGGCCAGCUGAUCCAAGACCACCCCCAGUAUGCUAGCGCCCGCAACAACCGGGUGCAAGCCCUGAGGCGAUUGUACGGGGACUCGCUGCUGAUUUCCGGCGCCCCAAGGAAUCCUCAGGCACUCCUUCAAAAAAUCGAUGACAGCGAAAGAUUAAAGACGGGCAAGAUUGUAUUGGAUGACCUCGACCGCGCGGUGUCCCUGCUCACACCCAAGAUCGCAAACACCCACUUCUCUCCACAAGCUGCAAGGACGCUUUCCAACGCCCACACCCAGCGUGCUGCCAUCUAUCUCAUGACGUCCAAGUUAUUAGACUCCGGCUCCGCUUCAGUGGAUGCUUCACGACCCGAAUCUGGGUGGUCAAAAUUAGAUUUUGAGGAACGGGCGUCGCGGGAUUUCGCUAUGGGCGGUCGGUACGGAAAUGAGAUCGCGAAGGGGUUGGCCGUGAGCACGAACCCGACGGCGAAGCUCUGCGGGCAGAUGGUGCGGGAAGCGAUGAAGAAAGAGUACGGGCCAGGUUUGGUGUAA
Molecule: messenger RNA, 798 nt
Organism: Dichotomopilus funicola
Lineage: Eukaryota; Fungi; Ascomycota; Sordariomycetes; Sordariales; Chaetomiaceae
Exons: 1
Coding region: 1-798 (265 amino acids)
Biological process (GO): cilium assembly
Source: RefSeq, a predicted model, not a curated record